Messenger RNA from Fusarium coffeatum, 1488 nucleotides. RefSeq lists its product as uncharacterized. Gene Ontology annotation, biological process: regulation of transcription by RNA polymerase II. The record is from RefSeq and is a predicted model, not a curated record. The transcript has 6 exons. Gene Ontology annotation, molecular function: DNA-binding transcription activator activity, RNA polymerase II-specific; zinc ion binding. NCBI's taxonomy places the organism in Eukaryota, Fungi, Ascomycota, Sordariomycetes, Hypocreales, Nectriaceae. Bases 1 to 1488 code for a protein of 495 amino acids.
AUGGCACCGCCAAAGGACAAAGAACGCAAGAGGAAGUUUCAUCGAAGAAGCAAAAAUGGAUGCACUCGGUGCAAGGCCAGGCAUGUGAGGUGCGACGAGCAAAAACCGCUUUGCACCAACUGUCUCCAAACGGGGAGUGAAUGCAUCUAUCCGACUCCAGAACAGCCUCUACCGUCCAAUGAGUCUUCGCCUUCGCCAUCUUCAUCCAGUAGCAAUGUUGUUCUUGGGAGCUUCGGCUCUCAAAUGGCACGUAGCGAAGCUCCAGCGCCAGGGAUGAGUAAUGCUCUCAACAACUACGUUGGAGGUUCGUUUGACGCUCUUCCAGAGCCAUCGAAGCGCCUGUUGCGUCAUUUUUCACAGUACACAGUCUGGGGUCAGAGCCCUGUGGCUCGAGAGCAGGAAUCUUCGGCAAUUCAGAAGUCGUUCGAGAAUCCGGGGUACAUGCACAUGUGUCUCAUGCUCUCAGCUUGUCAAUGGGCAUGGGUCACGGGCUCAAUGGACGAGGUUAGGAUCCCGUUCCUGUACCAUAAAGCAGCAACCUAUCAGUUCGCACGGGAACAGCUCCAGAGUCCGGAACUAGCACAGAGCGGAGACACGAUGUUGGCCAUCUCCGCGUUAGCAUUGACAGAGGGCGCGAUAGGAGAAUUGGACGCUUCGUCAAGGCAUCUAAAGGGUAUUCAGUCAGCGGUAAGGCAAUGGAAUAGAGCCGCCGAUCCUGUGCCAACACUGCCUCAAAGGAUGCUGAAGAUGGUAGGAGAAGGACUACGAACCGGGAAAGCAGGCCAGCUCGUCAACGUACCCGAAUACCAACCGACAUUUAUGGCUCUGUUAUUUGCGUCGAUUUGGGACAUCACGGCAUUACCACCGCGCGAGGCACCAAGAUAUGGUUGGUGGGAAGAUAUCCAAACACCAGCCGCCAGGCUCUGGCAGAACCAUACCAGGGAUCUCAAUCUCAACUAUGAGAUUUCCAGAGGGUUUAGUGCGGGCCAAUACGUACCGCGAAUCCUAAACGGCGACCCAAAGAGCAGCCGGACGAGCUUCAUCGCUACCUUUUUCUAUCUGUGCUCAGAGUUGGGCGACAAAUAUUUUGAUGUGACCAUGAUUGAUUGGCUUCUCGAACAGCUCAUUGACGAUGUGAAUGCUGGUGAAGAGCAUCUCAGGAUGAGUGAAUGGACACAGUCACUCUGGCUGUUCUGUGUACUGUUUGGUGCGUCUAUGGCAUUCACGGGUCGGGCUAACAACGUGAUUGAAGAGAGACAACUCGCCAGAUGGCGGGCUGUUUACGGCGACAAGAUGAAACUGGCCAGCCGAGAGUUGGGAAUCACAAGUUGGCAGUCAGCUCGGGGAAUGCUGGCAGCUGUGGUGGGAGAGAUAGACGGCGAAUUAGAAAAGGGCUUAGAGGAGUUAUGGAACGAAGGGAUAUCUGAAGAGACACUGGCCGAUGGCAGCAUAAGCCCGUCGGUGGUAGAGCUGACAGAGUCGGACUAG